GUUACCAACAUCACGUCUCUGUCUCAUGUUCCUCCGUUCCAUAACAAUAUCAGCUCCCCUUCCCCCGGCCAACUUUGACGCUGCGUCAAUUGUUCGUGACUUACUGACCGUUGCAAUUCUACAACAAUCGCAGAUCUGAAAUUCGUUCAUCUCGACGGAAUCGUAUUGAAUUAGGUCUAUAUCCAAUUAUCCAUCGCAAUGUGUUAUGUAUGUAUGUGAAUUUGAAUAAAAUAUGGAUUCAAUGUCGAUCCGUGUGCCCUACAAAAACCUCAGGAAUGAUGCAGACGCGGAGGUUGAAAUAAUGAAAUUCGAAGAGGAAGCUAAUCGACGCAUGGAAUCCGAUACUUCUAAUGUAUUUCCCCAUGGAAUUGCCUCAAAUUCUUCUUCUCCGUCGCAAGGACCACCGACCAACAAUUGUAGCUUGAUUACGUUGAUUUUGAGUUGUACUGUUGCCGCCGGUGUUCAAUUUGGAUGGGCCCUGCAACUCUCGCUUCUAACGCCUUACAUUCAGACACUUGGAAUAGGGCAUGCAUUCUCUUCCUUUAUCUGGCUUUGUGGUCCUAUUACAGGUCUUGUGGUUCAACCUUGUGUUGGCAUUUGGAGUGACAAAUGCUCUUCAAAAUAUGGAAGAAGACGACCAUUUAUUUUAAUCGGAUCCCUCAUGAUAUCACUUGCUGUCAUAAUUAUCGGGUUUUCUGCAGACAUCGGGUACUUCCUCGGAGAUACAAAAGAACAUUGCAGCACAUUCAAAGGUACUCGUACAAGAGCAGCUUUCGUAUUCAUCUUAGGAUUUUGGAUGUUGGACCUUGCCAACAACACAGUUCAGGGCCCUGCCCGAGCUCUUCUCGCUGAUUUAGCAGGCCCUGAUCAAAGAAACUCAGCAAAUGCUAUAUUUUGCUCAUGGAUGGCAAUUGGAAACAUUUUAGGGUUUUCAUCUGGUGCUAGUGGAAAUUGGCAUAGAUGGUUCCCUUUCUUGACAAACAGAGCUUGUUGUGAGGCUUGUGGAAAUCUAAAAGCAGCCUUUUUAGUUGCAGUAAUUUUUCUUACGUUUUGCACAAUGGUGACACUCUACUUUGCGAAAGAGAUUCCAUUAGCACCAAAACAGCAUCUCAGAUUAUCAGACGCUGUCCCUCUUGUCGAGGAUCCACCGCAUCACGACCAUAGUCCUGACCACACCGAAUCAAAACCCCGGAAAAACGCAGUCCACCACAAAGUCGGAAACAUGCCCGAAAGUGUUUUCGAAUUAGACACCAAUGACAGAAACGCUGACUCAGCAGCUAAAGAUCAAGUCGAGACUUUUAGCGACAGUCCAGGAGCUGUCCUGGUCAACCUUUUGACCAGCUUACGCCAUUUACCAUUAGGAAUGCACUCUGUCCUUCUCGUAAUGGCCCUUACUUGGUUGUCGUGGUUUCCUUUUUUUCUUUUUGAUACAGAUUGGAUGGGUAGAGAGGUGUAUCAUGGUGACCCAAAGGGGAGUGCUAUUGAAAUCAAAGCUUAUGAUGAAGGUGUAAGAGAAGGUGCAUUUGGUUUGCUAUUGAACUCAGUAAGACCUCAAAAAUCAAAAUCAAACACCAAUAAUAAUGUGGUUCUUGGUAUAAGUUCGUUUCUAAUCGAGCCGAUGUGUCUGUGGAUCGGUUCGAAAUAUUUAUGGGCAGUAAGCAAUUUUAUUGUGUUUGCUUGCAUGGCGGGAACUGCAAUUAUUACUUUAAUUUCUUUAGGGGAAUCACAAGGGAUCGGAGGAAAUGAAGCAAUAAAAAAUGCUUCUUUGGUUGUGUUUGCCAUUCUUGGCCUUCCUCUUGCUAUAACUUACAGUGUUCCCUUCUCUAUGACCGCAGAUCUAACCGCUGAUACAGGUGGUGGCCAAGGAUUGGCGAUUGGGGUUUUGAAUCUUGCAAUUGUAAUACCACAGAUGAUUGUGUCACUUGGUGCGGGCCCAUGGGACGCGUUAUUUGGUGGAGGGAAUGUCCCGGCGUUUGUUCUUGCUUCUGUAAGCGCUCUUGCUGCUGGGAUUAUAGCAACUUUAAAGCUUCCAUCUCCAAACAAUUCCUAUAAACCAAUAGGAGGCUUCCAUUUUGGAUGACAACAUUAACAUUUUAACAAUAACAUUUUGUACAAAAUUCCACCUCACCACAAAGAAAUAUAAGUCUAUAACAUAUAUAGUUAAUUAGCUCCA
This is a messenger RNA of Lactuca sativa (garden lettuce), 2173 nucleotides long. Its product is annotated as sucrose transport protein SUC3. Gene Ontology annotation, biological process: transmembrane transport. NCBI's taxonomy places the organism in Eukaryota, Viridiplantae, Streptophyta, Magnoliopsida, Asterales, Asteraceae. The record is from RefSeq and is a predicted model, not a curated record. Gene Ontology annotation, cellular component: membrane. Gene Ontology annotation, molecular function: sucrose:proton symporter activity.